CUUAACAGAAAAUAUACUGGAUAACUUGUGUUCGAAAAUGCUGAAUUAUUGCAACGAUAUGGAUUUAAGUGAAUUCAAAUUGAUGUUAUAUCCGUUACCAAGCUUACAUGUAACGAAACGUGUAAACCUUUAGUACGAGAGGUAGUUUUCGAAAGUUGCUGAAUACUGUAAAACACGUGCAUCAUUCAAUAGAUACUAAUAAUAAUGGAAAUAAAACGUAUGCUUGUCAAACUCCAACACUUUGGAAGGACGUGGCUGUUAUUGCUGCUUAUAUUUCUGCGAAAUUCAGAUGCCUACAACUACUAUGGGAGCAACCCUUCCUCUAUUCCAAGAUUUCUGCCCGUCCCCACGAAUAUCACAGUCCACGAGGGUGAGACCGCGCACCUCCGAUGUAGGAUUCAUAAUCUCGGCCCGAAAUUUGUCGUUUGGCGGAAAGCGGAUGAGGAAUCACCUCUGACACUCGGAAAGACGACCUUCACCCCUGACGAAGACAUCGAGGUCCAAAUUGAAAUAAUCAACCCGCAGGAUGUCGAGAACGAGGAGAGCAGAUACGACCUGAUCAUCAAGAACGUAUCUAAGGACCAAGAAGGCAUAUACGCGUGUCAAAUCAGCGCAACAAAUAACUACACGUUCAAUAUAACGUUAAACGUUUUAGAGCCGAUUAAAUAUAUACAAGUGCUUGAAUUGACUGGGACAGAGUACGUAAGCCUUAUGGAAGACAUUCGACUAGUCUGCAACGCCACUGGUGCUGUUCAAGCCCCGGAUUCUGUGGACUGGUUUUUUGAUGAUGAACCCAUUAGCGAAAUGAAGCCCGGACGCGUUCUGUUAUUAAACUGGAAACCAAUGCCCGGAAGGUCAUUGAUAAGUGAACUGGUGAUAAAAAACGUGACCACUGAUGACAGAGGGCAUUACGUCUGUCGGUUGACUAAAACGCUUGCACAGGGGUUUAAAGUCCACGUUCUAAAUGACAAAAAGAAUCAUAAAGAUCCAAAACGAGAUAUGGAAACGGUGAGGUAUUCAUAUAAUACAUAUCAUGACCCUUAUAAAGUGUUGGAAUCACGUGGUAAAAAUGACGCACGUGCGGUUUAUUGGAGCACUAGCUUGCAAACGACACUUACGACAGCAACAUUAUUCUGGACGAUAGCCUUAUCAUAGCAAAAGGUUUCCCAGACCUUCAUAAAAAAAUUGAAGAUAUAUCUAAGACCUGCAUGAGGUUAAAUGUUGUGUUUACUGUGUUCGAAAUAGAGAGUUGAUGACUCUUUGAAUAGCGAUAUUAUUUUUUUGUAUCAGAAAUGUUUA
This is a messenger RNA of Dreissena polymorpha, 1299 nucleotides long. RefSeq names its product neural cell adhesion molecule 2-like. Bases 205 to 1155 code for a protein of 316 amino acids. The record is from RefSeq and is a predicted model, not a curated record. The transcript is spliced from 8 exons. Gene Ontology annotation, biological process: synapse organization. Gene Ontology annotation, cellular component: neuron projection membrane. NCBI's taxonomy places the organism in Eukaryota, Metazoa, Mollusca, Bivalvia, Myida, Dreissenidae.